AUGAGAGAAUUAGUUUUCAUUCCUGAGACUAACGAACCUAGAAAUGCUCCUGUUGGGGAGCCCAAUAAUUUGCAUAUUGAGUGGCCACCUUCUUUUGAUUUCGAAACUUUAUUCAAAAAUGCAAGACGAAAAGAAAGGGCCCCAAAUGCAUUCAUACUUUUUCGUAUCAAAUAUUUGGAGAGUCUUCAACAGGUUGGCGUUAAUUGGCCAAUGUCUAAAGUAAGCCGCAUGGCUGCCGCAGCUUGGAGAUGUCAGCCAGAACAUAUAAAGACAAAAUACAAAUCUUUAUCGUUCGCUGCGAAUCUUUAUUGGGCGGAAUGGAAUCCAAGACCAGGCGUUCAAAGAAAUUCUCAACGGCUAGUAAACAGCAGCCCCACGCUUUACCGAUCACCUGCAUAUAUUGCCAACUUGGAUACAAACAAUGCGCAAAUCUUUGGAGAUGAGAUGAACCCCGAAUAUGUUUGUUAUUCGUUAAGAAAAUAA
Ambispora leptoticha is the source of this 483-nucleotide messenger RNA. Lineage: Eukaryota; Fungi; Glomeromycota; Glomeromycetes; Archaeosporales; Ambisporaceae. The record is from the annotation of a GenBank genome assembly.